Messenger RNA from Strongylocentrotus purpuratus (purple sea urchin), 526 nucleotides. Its product is annotated as alpha-N-acetylgalactosamine-specific lectin-like. The record is from RefSeq and is a predicted model, not a curated record. Gene Ontology annotation, molecular function: signaling receptor activity. The transcript has 2 exons. Bases 1 to 495 code for a protein of 164 amino acids. NCBI's taxonomy places the organism in Eukaryota, Metazoa, Echinodermata, Echinoidea, Camarodonta, Strongylocentrotidae.
AUGAAUAUAAACGUCACUAUCAGCCUGUUUCUCCUUGCAGCCGUCGCAGGCUUGUCCAACGGAUGCUGCCCUGAGAGGUUCAUGCAAGUCGGUGACUGGUGCUAUUAUUACAACUCCGACAAGGUGGAUUGGCACGAUGCAGAUGAUGCAUGCACCCUUCUUGGGGCGAAUUUAGUCAGCAUCCACAGCUCGGAUGAGAGUGCAGAAAUCUAUACCUUAUGGAAGAGUCUCGUCGAUGAGGGUCGCGCUGACGAUUCAGACAAGGCCUAUUGGAUUGGACUACAUGACCAACAAAACGAAGGCACCUUUAUAUGGAGUGAUGGGACCACGAAGAAUUACGAAAAGUGGCAAGACGACGAACCUAAUGACCACAAGGGAGAAGAUUGUGUGGCUCUCCAUAACGAAGGUAGCAAUGACUAUGACAGGCAGGAGUGGAACGACUGCGACUGCGGAGACAAGAAACCCUACUUCUGCCGCAGAUCUGCAACCAAUUAAAUCACUACCAAAAAUUCCCUAUAGACAUAUC